AUGCCCGCAUAUCAUUCACAAUACAACGAAGGCGAUUAUCAAUCCGUUGGUAACAUGUUUUUAUUACCCAUCAAGACGAAAUUCAGAGGAAAUGCACCUUUCGCUGACCCCAAUAGCGAGGAUAUUAUCGACGAAGCACUCGACUUGUUCCGUGCCAACUGUCUCUUCCGUAACUUUGAAAUCAAGGGAAAUGCCGAUCGUGUGCUUAUUUAUCUGAUUCUAUUCAUCUCACAAUGUCUUGGCUCCAUCAACAAGCUGACACCUCAAGGUGAGGCGCUCAAGACGUUGAAUACCUUGGCUGUAUCCAAUUUCGCUAUUCCCAGUGACCCAGCAUUUCCCUUGAAUGCUAUGUAUCAAGCACCUACUGACAAAUUUCAAACUGAGCAAAUGAAGCAGUACAUGCAACAACUUCGCCAGGAACUUGUGGUCAGAUUGGUUGAUAGGAUUUACAUUGAUGGACACCCAAGUAAAUGGUGGAUGUGUUUCUCCAAGAGAAAGUUCAUGAACCUCAGUCUUUAA
Messenger RNA from Mucor velutinosus, 519 nucleotides. RefSeq lists its product as uncharacterized. Gene Ontology annotation, biological process: Arp2/3 complex-mediated actin nucleation; regulation of actin filament polymerization. Bases 1 to 519 code for a protein of 172 amino acids. Gene Ontology annotation, molecular function: actin filament binding. The record is from RefSeq and is a predicted model, not a curated record. Gene Ontology annotation, cellular component: Arp2/3 protein complex; cytoskeleton. NCBI's taxonomy places the organism in Eukaryota, Fungi, Mucoromycota, Mucoromycetes, Mucorales, Mucoraceae. The transcript has 4 exons.